AGGGUGAACUUUUUGUCAAUUUCAAAACUGGUCGUUCAAGUUCGUCGCGCGGCUCUGUUUUUUUAAAGCAAUGAGCUCUGCGCCGCAUCCAACCGUUUCAAGCAGUGCCACAGAACUUGAAAAAACUAAUCAGCACCUGCAACUACUUCGGAUUGAAUACUUGAAGUUACAAGAGAAACUUGCUGAUCUGCAAAAGCGUCACAGCCUCGUCGCGUCGCAGAACGAUGCCAAGAGUUCUUUUCCUGGGAGGCUGCUGGCGAUCGUCAGGGGCUUGUUCGACUCUCCGAGAUACUCUGACAUGAAUAUCCUUAUUGGGGAUGACGUCAAGCUUCGUGGUCACAAGUUCGUGCUUGCAGCGCGAAGUGAUGUGUGGGCAUCAUUGAUGAAGGCCGAGAACGAUGCGGCUUCAACGACAGAAACCGUGGAUCUGAGUCACUUGCCACAACGAGUGGGUUACGGGGUAAUGAAGUGGGUGUAUUCCGACGAGAUCGACUUUUGCUCCAACUCUGACGAGAAGUAUUUGUUGGGAGUGAUGGCUGUUGCGGGUCAAUUGCAUCUGAAAGAGCUGAUAGCAAGAUGCGAAGAACACCUGAUAGCAGCGGUGACCGUGAAAAACGUAGUGAGCUUUUUUACUGCCGCACAUGAAACCGGAGCAGAAAGGCUCAAGACGCAUUGUUCCGAACUCAUAUCGAGCCACUGGGCGGAUUUCACGAGAGAUGAUUUCCGUGACAUGAAUGCUCAACUUUUGCACGGAAUGCUGCAGCAGCACACCGUGUAUCCUUUGCAUUCUGCAAUUCGUCUGCAACGAGACGACGUUGUCUUUUUGCAUUUGAUUGAUUCGAAGGCUGCCGGAAGCUUGAACGAAGUGGACGAAUCCGGGAAUGUUCCGUUAAUGCUUGCCUUGUCUACUAAACAAUUCGACCUUGCCAGAAGUUUGGUGGAGCACGGCGCAGACCUAAAUUUCAAAGAUCCCCGAGGGUAUCAUCUCCUGCAUCAAGCCAUUAUGAAUGGGGACACGUUAACGGCAAAAUUUUUGUUGAAGAAUGGUGUGGAUUCUACCGCUGCCACUGGGAAAGAGGGUUCAACUGCGCUGCAUCUACUAGCCGGGAUCAGUUCUCCGAAGCAAACUUCCGUUGAUGAUGCGGAGGAUUUGUCGGUGCUUGUUGGAAUGCUGUUGGACAGGGGGGCUGACGCGAAUGCUGUGGACAAUCUUGGAAGGACACCUUUGCAUGUUGCCGUGGAUAACUUGAACUAUCGUGUGAUCAACCGAAUGCUGGAAAGGUCGGACCUGAUAAACUUUGAAAAGCGAAAUAGCGAUGGGAACUCUGCACUGUGGUUGGUCAUCAAAGCAAGUGCAGGGAAUGUCGCUGAAAGCACGCAGAGUGGCGAUUUAGUGCGGAAUAUGGUUAAACUCGGAGCCUCUGUGAAUUCUGUUCACCCGUCUAGUCAGGAUUCGCUGCUACACACCUGUGCUAGAGCCGGCUUUGAAGAAGCUUGUUUGUUCUUGUUGGACAACGGAGCCUUUGCUAACGUCACUAACCGCAGUGGCGAGACCGUAUUACACGUGGCAGCGUCAAGUGGAAUGUUCAAGGUGAUACAGCGAGUUCUGAGUGCCGGAGGAAAUCCGAAUCUCCAAACUGCAAAAUUCAUGGAUGCGGGCGAAAGCAGACCUGGUGCAGAAACGCCUCUUCAUUGUGCCAUACGAUGUGGAAAGAAGGACGCUGUCGAUGCCCUGCUGAAACAUGGCUUAACGUCAGCCAUUGGACUAGAUUUGGAAAUCCGCGAUUCGGAAGGCAAAACAGCUCUUGGCAGUGCGUUGAAGCGUGGAGACCUGAAAACCGCGAAGAUUCUAGUACAACAUGGAGCACGAGUGAAUGUUCGUGGGCCCAGUUCUGAUGGAAAGCAAAAAUCAUUGCUCGAACAAGCUUUGGAAGCCAGAGAUGAACCCUCCAUAUUGUUUUUGAUUGAGCAAGGAGUGGAGCUGCACUAUGCCAGUGACGCGAAUUGCAAAUCACCCUUGGUAAUGGCUGUGGAGCAAAACCUGAGCAAAGUUGUGGAAGCACUAUGUCAAAAAGGGGCCGCACUUAGUGAUAUCCCGAAAACGGAAGACAGUCCGUUGUGGUUGGCGUUGGACAACAAUUUUUUGGACGUUGCUUCAGUACUUGUUAGGAACGGAAUUGAUGUUGAGGGCUUGAACGAAGGUCCCGACGGUUGUUUGCAAACGUUGCUCCACAAAGCGAUCGACGAGAACAAGGAGGAAGCUGGAGCGUUUUUGAUUCGAAGCGGAUGUAACGUGGACGCCGUUAGGAAGCCUGGCCCGGACGGCAGAGGCGGCGAGGAAGCCCGUGAUAUGGCCACCCCGUUGCAUCUGGCCUGUCAGUGGGGGCAAGAGCUUAUCGUUGAAACACUCCUGGAAUUUGGAGCUAAUGAUGUCGACGGUCAAACCCCGCUUCACUUGGCAAUAGUGAACCGACACGAAGGGCUGGUGAGCCUGUUAUUGUCGCAUCCGGCAAUUGACUUGACGUUGAACGACAAAUUGGGUCGAUCGCCGCUUCACACAGCCAUGGUCAACCGGAAUAGCAAAGCCGCCACUGCUAUUGUGGAGCGGAAUCCCGCCGCCGUUAACCUCCAUGACAGCAAAGGGAAGACGUUUCUCCAUUCAGCAGUUCUUCGCGGAGAUUUGGAAGGUGUUUUAUUUUUGCUAUCUCUGCACGUCAACGUCGAUGCUGUCACAAAGGACUCUGAACGACAAACUGCGCUUCACCUUGCCGUGAAAAAUGGCACAGGCUCUGGAUCGAUGGAAGCAAAAGAGUCCAUCAUCAGACAUUUGCUGCUUGCUGGAGCGGAUCCGAAUGCUCUCACUCCUCGACGGCAAACUCCGUUGCAUUUGGCGGCAGCAAAUGGCGGUGCAGAAUUGGCAGAAGUGUUGUUGUCGAGCCAAGCUUCACCUGCAGCUGUAGAUGACGAGCAGAACACUCCACUGCACACUGCCAUGAAAAACAGCAGGUUUUCCGUCGUCAAAGUCUUGAUCUUGGACGACCGAACGGAUGUUCAUGCUGUGAAUCUGCGGGGUUACAAUUGCCUGCACGUGUUGUGCAAGUACGGGACGGAAAAUGCGGCUGCUAUUUUGGAAUGGAUGCUGGAGAAGUGCCCCGAUUAUCCUAUCGACCGACAAGACGCAGAAGGUCAUUCUGGCCUGUUACUUGCCUACAUGCGAGGUCACGCUGCUCUCUGCAAAUCGCUCGUGAAAACAGGCGCUUGUCUGGGUUUGCCCAAUAAGCUGGGUGUUACCAUUUUCAACUACCAAUUAGCCACGAAGACACUGUUGUACCGGUUGCUGGAUUGUGUCACUACUGAACCUCCGUGGGCUGAGGCUGAGUGCUGUUUGGAGUGUGGGACGAAGUUUUCGUUGACCACCAGAAGGCAUCACUGGCAAGUUUCGAAAACUGAUAGAUUUCAACUUCUCUAA
Messenger RNA from Notodromas monacha, 3469 nucleotides. The record is from the annotation of a GenBank genome assembly. NCBI's taxonomy places the organism in Eukaryota, Metazoa, Arthropoda, Ostracoda, Podocopida, Cyprididae.